Messenger RNA from Pogona vitticeps (central bearded dragon), 756 nucleotides. Lineage: Eukaryota; Metazoa; Chordata; Lepidosauria; Squamata; Agamidae. The record is from RefSeq and is a predicted model, not a curated record.
GAGGAAGAAAAGAUGGGCCCCUUUGGAGGCGAAGAGGAAUAUCUUCCUGUGAAUCCACAAGCUGAAUAUAACGGGAGGGAUAGUGGAAAUGUCGAAGAAAUUGAGGAAAGUAAUGAAGAUGUUAAUGGAAGCAUGGAAAAGAUCAUCGAAGGAAAUGGAAUGAGACAAAGUCCAAAGUGUUGUCCACAUGGAUCACAGCAUCUCUACUACAUCUUAGGUGUAAGCAUCCUACUUAAUGCCAUUUUAAUAGUAGUCACUGUGUUCUCAGAGAGACGCACUCAAGCACCACUGCCACUAUCUACUGUUGCUCCGGUGAGCUGCUGUCCAGAUGGCUGGAUUGGAUAUCGAAGGAGAUGUUAUUAUUUUGGAGACACAGAAAACGAUUGGGAGUCCAGCAAGAACAACUGUUCUGCGUCAAAUGCUUCCUUGGCUGUCAUUGACUCUCAAGAAGAUAUGGUUUUCAAUACGUGGGGGAGGAAAAUGUGCUUAUGCGAACCAUCUUGGUAUUGCUAGCUCCAGUUGCACACGAGAAGAACACUGGAUCUGCAGUAAAGGAGAGUCUUACACAGCACACUGAAACAGUCUUUCUUUCUUUGUAUCAAAUAGUUGCAAAUUUUGUAUCAAAUAACUGCACAAUUUAAAUAAUGAAAUAUAGAUAAAUAUUAGAUAAAAUUAAAAACAAAUUAAAAUGUUAAGAUGGUUAGGCUAUUUUUUACCAGAAGCAGGCUAGGAUGUUGACAACCUGAAACAUGUCCA